AUGCUUUUUACCCACGGCCGGUCGGAAGAGGCCCGGCCUGGCCACCCCGGGUCAGCACAAAGGGGACAGUUCGCCGUAGUGUACCACUGUCGACACAGAAUCACCGGGGAAGAGUUUGCCGCGAAGUUUUCGUCCAGAUGGCGACUCGGAGCCGAUUGCACCGCAGAUAUUGUCCACGAAAUCGCCGUUUGUGCAAUGUUGAAACCCACCCAGCGGACCGUGCAGCUGCAAGACGUUUUCAGUACCGAGACUGAAUUUAUCCUCGUUAUGGAGUUUGGUGCCGGUGGCGAUUUGCAGACUCUGCUUGACGAGGACAUGGUACCUUAUGAACGUGACGUCAUCAGCUUCACCCGACAGCUCCUGGAGGGACUCGUCUUUAUCCACGACCAAAACAUCGUCCACCUCGAUAUCAAGCCGCAGAACUUGGUCCUGAUGGGAGAGUUCCCAGAAUGCGCCGUCAAGUUGUGCGACUUCGAGAUCUCGCGUGUGUUGACGCCCGGGCGGGAAGUGCGUGAAAUCCUUGGCACGCCAGACUAUGUUGCUCCCGAAAUUCUUCACUACGAACCAAUCACAAAGAAGACAGAUAUGUGGUCCCUGGGAGUGCUUACCUACGUUCUCCUGACGGGCUUCCUUCCCUUCGGAGGCGACAACGAUCAGGAGACCUUCUUACAGAUUUCGAAGGGCGAGCUCGACUUCCCCGCCGAGCUGUUUGAGGAUAUCUCCCCGGAGGCCAUUGACUUCAUGAAGCGUCUUCUGCUCAGACAGCCAGAGCGACGCAUGAGCGCACGAGAAUGUCUCAAUCACUCCUGGAUGAAGAAGGAAGUGAAUAGACCAACCCGACCAACCACACUCAACCUUUCCACCACACUCUCAUCUGCCCCUCCCCCCGUGCCAUCGGCUCCCGGCACUCCCAUCACACCAGCGCCUGUCACGCCCCUGACGCCCGCACCUAUGACACCCCUGUCGGCAGUGCCACCAGAGGUCACCACCCCCAGCAGGGACAUCGGGCUCCCCCCCUUCCACCCGAACUCCCCCCUCAAGCACUCGCCUUCAUUCACCGGCUCCAUCUCCACGCUCACCUCCCCCGUCUCCUCCAUGCCUCCCGUCCCUCCAGCAUCCCUACAGAGGCAGGAAUCCAGAGUCCUGGCCAAGCACAACCUUGAACGCCUAAGGAGCAUGUCCAAGUCACGAGAGGUCUUGUCCGAGAGAAUCCAGAUGUCCAACCUGAAGAAGACCAUCUCGAAAUCUCGGGAGAGACUCUUCGACGCCAAGCUCGGCAUCUCGAGAUCGCGCGAGAGGCUCAUGGGCCUGCGCUCCUUCUCGCAGUCAGUGGAGGCUCUGACCGCCCUCUCCCGACUCAACCAAGGAAACUCGAGAUACCAAAGUUGCAACAACAUUUUCCUCCCCAUGCUGGCUCCCAGUGAGAAGGAGGAUGAUGUGCCCUGCAGAAUGUACAAAAGCUUGGCCGCCAUCGACCAGAUUGACGGCAUCGAAUGCACUCACAAACUUGGUUAUUUUGAGUCUAGAUUUUGCAAGGAUGACGAGGACUACAACGACCAUUUGACGCGACGCAACACCACCAUGAACAGCGUUUUCAUGCCACAAGACUCUACUAAGUCUGCCAGCGACAUUGCUUCUGAAGCACGGCUUCGAGGUGGCGGACGAGGUGGUCGAGGCGCUGACGUGUGUGACAAACGGUGCACUCGACACAGCCACAGACAGCCAGAGGCGCAGCACACACAGAAAAUUCCCAAAGUAAACAGGGCAGAGCGCAUGAAGAGAGAGGCUCAGAGACGACGCAAGGAGAGGAAAGAAAGAGAGAAGGAAGAAAAAGAGAAGGAGAAGAACAAGCAUAUUGUAAGCGAUCCCGAAGUUGUAGUUCGUACAAGUAACAAAAUUUCACAUGAAAAAUUAUCUGAAGGGGCAUCUUCGCCUGUCGGGCGUCGAGGCUCAGUGUCACAUGUAGAACAGCGACUGGCAGAACGCCACGAAAGACAGCAGGAAAGACUGGAAAAACAAGAAAGAGAAGAAAGGCGAUGCAGCAUCAGUGGCAGAAGACGAGGGUCCGUCGACUGCGACAGAAGUACAGUCACCGAAAAAAUGAGAACCCACAAGACUAGCAGUGGUCUCGGCGUGUCCCACGAGCGGCCGCGC
Molecule: messenger RNA, 2154 nt
Organism: Penaeus indicus
Lineage: Eukaryota; Metazoa; Arthropoda; Malacostraca; Decapoda; Penaeidae
Exons: 7
Biological process (GO): protein phosphorylation; intracellular signal transduction; positive regulation of apoptotic process
Cellular component (GO): nucleus
Molecular function (GO): protein serine/threonine kinase activity; ATP binding
Source: RefSeq, a predicted model, not a curated record